AAGUGGAGCUUUCAUUAUAUCCCAGUCACAGCUCUGUGUCUGCAAUGUGGAACCUUGCAUGCACUUAAUUUCAAGAUGAAAACCAUAGCAUGCUCAGCAUAUUUCACCUUGUUCAGAUGAACACGGCCCUCUACACGUUGUCAGACCAACAUCGGACGAAAAGCCCAUCUGUUCUUUUCUUUCCUUCGCAUAUCACAAUGACUCCAAUGACGUUGAUGGGUAUGCAACAAACCAUAAAGCCUACGGAUUCACCCUCUGAACGAUCGUUAUACCCUGUACCUCUUACAUUGUCUGUCUGACUCUACCUCAAGAAAUUCACUGUCACUGCUAGGUCCAGACCUUGCGAAUAACCUGAUAGAUCAUGCAGUUAUUCAACUCGCAUCACGAUUCUGAUACCCAUACUGCCAACGGUCCACCUCCACAGCGUAUAUCCAGUAUUUUCCGUGGCCGUUCGAGAUCUCCUCCGCGUGAUGGACUUGACAUUACCGGCACGAAUGGCUACAAUUCCUAUACCAACUUUUUUCGACGUCCCUCCCCUACCAGGAGUUCAGGUACAUCGACCGUUGACAGUCGAAUUGAUAAGGAACCAACUAUCAUGGCUGCGCGCAAAAAGGUUGCAGAUGCAGAAAGCGCAGAGAAGGCAGCUGAUAGGGCUCUGCUAGAGGCCAGGACUGCAGCCAAGGCCGCAAAAGAGCAUGUGAAGCUGUUGGAGCGUGAAGUCUUAGAGGAUGCAAGGCGUGCAAAGGCAAAACAAGCAGAAGCGAAAAAUGUGAGCAAGAGCGCCCGUAGUCUUGGAAGACACGGGUGAUUAUCCCAGGUCUGCCAGUGAUGUCCAGCCCUUUUUUUCGCUGCGGUACACUAUACCCUGUGGUACGUUAACCCGUUUGUCAACGAUCAUUGUAUAUCUACGUUGUAACUAUAGCCUGAGCUUACUGCUGAGAAUCAGUGAUAGUGUGUCAGUCGUUGUCUUUACUGUAGUUCAAUAAAACAUAGUUUACGUUUGACAU
Messenger RNA from Serpula lacrymans var. lacrymans S7.9, 1007 nucleotides. RefSeq lists its product as uncharacterized. The transcript has 4 exons. The record is from RefSeq and is a predicted model, not a curated record. The coding region runs from base 362 to 808 and encodes 148 amino acids. Lineage: Eukaryota; Fungi; Basidiomycota; Agaricomycetes; Boletales; Serpulaceae.